Rhinopithecus roxellana (golden snub-nosed monkey) is the source of this 3034-nucleotide messenger RNA. RefSeq names its product polypeptide N-acetylgalactosaminyltransferase 8 (gene GALNT8). Lineage: Eukaryota; Metazoa; Chordata; Mammalia; Primates; Cercopithecidae. The transcript is spliced from 11 exons. The coding region runs from base 1 to 1914 and encodes 637 amino acids. Gene Ontology annotation, cellular component: Golgi apparatus. The record is from RefSeq and is a predicted model, not a curated record.
AUGACGUUUUGGAGAAAACGCUCCAAAGCCCUCUGCAUUGGGCUGACUCUGGCCAUUACUGUCAAUCUCCUUCUGGUAUUUUUUAGCAAGGGGACUUUACAAAACCUGUUUAUGGGUGGUCUCCACAAGGAGCUUCCUUUACAUCUGAACGAGCGCGACGGGGCAGUGAUAAAAAGACUCUCCCAGUUGGAGACGAAAUUGAAGCAUCUGAAAGAAAGUAUGAAAUUGGCUCUGAGGCAGCAAGAAAAUGUGAACAACACAAUGAAGAGGGUGAAAGAUGAAGAACGCCCUGUUCUGAAGGCAGUGGAAGCCAAGGUGAAGGAGACAAAGAAGCACAAAACCCAAAUGAAACUCUUCCCACACUCACAGCUUUUCAGGCAGUGGGGCGAGGAUCUUUCUGAGGCCCAGCAGAAAAAGGCCCAGGACCUCUUCCGGAAGUUUGGUUACAACGCGUACCUCAGCAACCAGCUGCCUCUCAAUCGCACCAUCCCCGAUACACGAGACUACAGAUGUCUUCAGAAGACAUAUCCUUCCCAACUCCCAUCCCUCAGUGUCAUUCUCAUAUUCAUGAAUGAAGCUCUGUCCAUUAUACAGCGGGCCAUCACCAGUAUCAUCAACCGGACACCCUCUCGACUGUUGAAGGAAAUCAUCUUGGUGGACGAUUUCAGCUCAAAUGGAGAACUAAAGGUACACUUGGAUGAGAAGAUUAAGCUUUACAACCAGAAGUAUCCAGGACUACUGAAAAUAAUACGGCAUCCUGAGAGGAAAGGUCUUGCUCAAGCCCGCAACACUGGCUGGGAAGCUGCCACAGCAGACGUGGUCGCCAUCUUGGAUGCUCACAUUGAAGUCAAUGUUGGGUGGGCAGAGCCAAUCUUGGCUCGGAUUCAGGAAGACCGCACCGUGAUUGUGUCUCCUGUGUUUGACAACAUUCGUUUUGACACCUUCAAACUGGAUAAGUAUCAACUGGCAGUUGAUGGGUUUAACUGGGAACUCUGGUGCCGCUACGAUGCAUUGCCACAAGCCUGGAUUGAUCUGCAUGAUGUCACUGCCCCAGUGAAGAGUCCUUCAAUCAUGGGCAUCCUGGCUGCUGACAGGCACUUCCUGGGAGAGAUCGGGUCUCUGGAUGGUGGAAUGCUCAUCUAUGGAGGAGAGAACGUGGAGCUUAGCCUGCGGGUGUGGCAGUGUGGAGGGAAGAUUGAGAUUUUGCCCUGCUCCCGGAUUGCUCACCUAGAGAGACACCACAAGCCCUACGCCUUGGAUCUGACCCCUGCCUUGAAGCGCAAUGCUCUGCGAGUGGCGGAAAUCUGGAUGGAUGAGCACAAACACAUGGUCUACUUGGCCUGGAACGUACCUCUCCAGAACUCUGGAAUAGAUUUUGGAGACAUUUCUUCCAGAGUCGCACUCCGGGAAAAACUGAAAUGUAAAACUUUUGACUGGUACCUGAAAAAUGUUUAUCCACUCUUGAAGCCAAUCCACACCAUCGUGGGCUAUGGAAGAAUGAAAAACCUAUUGGAUGACAAUGUCUGCUUGGAUCAGGGGCCCGUUCCAGGCAACACCCCCAUCAUGCAUUACUGCCAUGGAUUCAGUUCACAGAAUGUCUACUAUCACCUAACCGGGGAGCUCUAUGUGGGACAACUGAUUGCAGAGGCCAGUGCUAGAGAUCGCUGCCUGACAGACCCCGGCAAGGCGGAGAAGCCCAUCUUAGAACGAUGCUCUGAGGCAGCCAGGAAUGGACUGCAUAUAUAUUGGGAUUUUAAACCGGGAGGAGCUGUCAUAAACAGGGAUACCAAGCGGUGUCUGGAGAUGAAGAAGGAUCUUUUAGGUAACCACGUGCUUGUGCUCCAGACCUGUACCACGCAAGCGUGGGAAAUCCAGCACGCCGUCGGAGACUGGGGUCAGACCAACAGCCAGUGAUCGCCAGACGGCGCUGGAUCUGGGUCAUCAAUUCUUGCAAGUGGAAUGACUUCUACUCCCAAUACUCCCAGCUCCUUUCUCAAUGAGAAGGAAAGCAUGUGUAUGUGUGUUUAUGCAACUUCAGGUGGGGCCCGUGCGUGUGCUGGGGUGUCUCUGUUGCAGAGCGGAGAGGAAACUCUGAUGCCUCAUCCCCAGCUUCCCUGGGAAGGUCGUGAUAUAUAUCAAAUGCCAUUCUUAGAAACUCCUUGAAAUAACCAGCAUCUUUUGGCUGUUAUGUGGGGAGAGAAGGAGGAGGAUGGAAGUUUAUCUUUGACUUCUGCCCACGAUGUUUAGCCUCCCUUCCCGACAGCUACUGUCGCCAUCUGCCCCACUCCUCCUCCCCAGCGCAUCUGCCUGGGGACUCCCCAGGCUGCCAGGGGCCAUUCCACGUGAGAGGCUGGGCCCUUCUCAGGCCGGCCGCAUGACAGCUCUCCAGGUAGCACUAAUUCUCCCUCCUGCCUGGGCUGUCCUGAGAGAUGCAGCAAGUAGACAAGUGACUUUUAAAAAUUCCUCCAUUCCUCCUCCCAUGGCGGUUUUAUUUGGACUAUUAAUCUCUCCCACACCAAAGAGAUUCUGGAGGCUGAAGGGAGGAGAGAAGGCACCUGAACUCAUCACAGCUAUCCGGGGGACAGUGUGUUGAGAAAGGUAAGAAAAUCCACGGCCAUCGGAGCCUUUCUCUUAGUAGGUUAUAACAUUUAAUGACUGAAUUACCUAUUCCCUCCUCCUACUCUUGCAAAUUAUGGAGAAGAUGAGGCUUAAAUAGAGGGACGCCGCUUUCUGGGGACAAAGAAGAGACUGCAGGCAAAUCUUAAAACCAAGGAUUCUAUGGUUGUCUGCUGGAUAAAUGUUUUCUGCUGGUUGGUGAGUUGGGAAGAUACAGCUUAGCCUGCCAAUUUUUGGCAAGGUCUUGGAGGCUGGUGGGACCAGGCACCAUGGUGGGAGAGGAGGUAGGAUGGCCCUGUGUGUGUGUUGUGUUGUGGGAUUACCCUUCAAGCAUGUGCUCCCAGAACCCCUUCUUCAGAGGUCCGCUUUUCUCUCUUAGUCCCAUGUCAGGGCUGCCUGGAAAUGAUCUGGGGAAUCA